Messenger RNA from Diatraea saccharalis (sugarcane borer), 2396 nucleotides. Lineage: Eukaryota; Metazoa; Arthropoda; Insecta; Lepidoptera; Crambidae. The record is from the annotation of a GenBank genome assembly.
CAUUACCUGCCGAGAGCUUUCUUGGUAUUUCAAAUUCGAGACAUACUGCAUCAUCCCGUUCGCUUUCUCCGCUGGAUCGGACCAAAAGGCGAUUCAGCACAAUGGUAUCCAGUGCUGCAGCAGCUGUUGUCUCCCGGCGGCUAUCUGCCACUAUAGGAUGGUGCCUUGCUACUCCCACACAAGUUAAACCGCAAAUCGUCAGACAAGGGCGUGCUUUAUGCAUGCAGUACAUCAAGACUCAAAUACGCCGAUCAUCUAUUUGUACGCAAAAGAUAAUUGUCAUGAAACGACUGCAGCAAAUGCUAGAGACUGAAUGCGGAGAAGAGGCCACCAUCAACAUGGAAACUGGAGUGCUGGCGGCAUUACGCGCUCUUUGUGCAGCACUCGAGAGGAAACGACCCGAAGCCUUCCGCCAUGUUGCGCGCCAAGCGACACGAGCGCCAUCUGCUAUGUUGCGUUCGGAAACAGCCUUAUCGGAACUUGCACUAGCUCUAGCUCGACGAAUAACUAGAGAAAAUAUCACUUGGUCUAAGAUAGCAGCUGUUUUUUGUAUAUGCGGUGCCCUUGCCAAAGAAGCGGCAGAGGCAGCUGAAGGUGAACCAGCCCUCGAGUUAGUGACAGCUCCAGCAGCCGCCAUAGCUGAUCUCUUGCAUGAAGAACCUGGCUCCUGGAUCGCUUCCCAUGGUGGCUGGAACGGUCUCAUCGAACGGCUUCGUGCUAGCGAGAGGGAUCAGAAUUCCGAAAAAACCCUUCGAGUGUUAGUUUCCUUCUUCGUAGUGGUUUUUUUCACCCUACUGUUCUUACGCUGGAUGAUACACGGACAUCCUGCGUAUUAUAAUAAUAAAUGAUGUUACGUGCUAUCUUUAAUGUAUCAUUGAGAGGCUCGUGAGCAAUCUCGCGAUGUGGAUACACGCCUUUAAGUAUAAUGCCUAUCAAUAAAAGUUAAGAAGUAUAUUUGCUCCCUUUGAACAGACGAAUAAAUAUAAUUAAUCGUUUUUAAGGUGAUCAUGACAUUAGAUUUUUUACAUUACUUACUAUACAGUCAAACUACACAAAAUUGUUAAUGUUCCCCAUUCGAUUUUAAACCUUAAUGCAUUGAAGGUAGAUAUCAAAAUAGCUAAUAUCAUUAAAUUAUAAUGAGUAACGUUCAAUAAUAUCGAGGUGCUGAACAUAUUAAAUAUUAAAAAACAUUAACUUGAUUUCAGUGCCAAUUCUGUUUCGCAAUUUUGCAAUUUCUGUUUUUAAUAAAUUCAUAAUGAAGUACCUCCCCAUAACUUGUGCCUAUAUGUAACCAAAACAUAUGCUUAUUAUACCUAUAUAUCUUCAACUUUAAACCCAGUUCACAGAAAUAAUUAAAAAAUCAAACAUAGAACAGAGAUCGUGACAAAAAUGUCCAAGAGCUUUAUAGGUGGCGGUGAGGGCGACAUGAAACAAACUUCUAGCGAUUGCUGUAUAUCUUUAUUACGUUAAAUAAAAAUCUGAGUAUUUUUUUACGGACUGACUACUAACUAAUUAAAUAAUAGAUUAACUUUCAACCAAACUCUUCUUGGAGCUCACCAAAUUCUGAGAUCUGCUGAGUGACCCCGGCCGCGUUUCACUAUGGUGCACUAUAUAUGGUAUAUAAAAUAGUAGAUACUUUUUUAUGUUAAAAUAAGUUUAAAUUUUAAUCUAUUAUAAAGCACCUUUACAUUGCCCCGCCGGUCGCUACCAACAAGUUCUCCCAGCACCUGACCUCCGCACUUUAAGCUGAGUGACAUAUACUACCCAUAGUACUUCAACGUACUGAAAUAUGAAACUUAGGAUAGAUCUCGUAUAUUUUUGUCACAACUCUUAGACUAUUAAUAUAGUAUUAUGAAUGUAGCAAAACUAUUAUGUAAUUUAUGACGUUACUCAAUAUAGUAUCAUUACCUGUUUGAUUUUGUGUACAUAUUUAUAAGCCUUUUAAUUUGAAAGUUAAUAACUUAAUAACUAAGAACCCAAGUAAGUACAAUCUAUUUUUGUAGUGAAGUUUCAUUGAAGUAAGUAAAAGACUCCGACCAUAGAUAAAGUAUAUAAAAGUGUCAAUAUAAUAUUGGUACCUAAUAUAUUUUGUAAAGGUACGAGUAAUAUUUAUUACUGAUACUUUAUUCGCUUCUGUUCAAUGGUCCGCAGAAUCUGAUUUAUAUUAUUUUAAAUAUCCGAAAUAUAAUAUAAAUCUCUCUAUAAUCUGGAUAAGCUUUUAUGGUAGAUGUAGGUAUGUAUCUAUUUACAUACAUACUUUAAACUUAGAUAUAAACAGACCCAAAGAUGUUACAAUUUCACAAAAACUGAUAAAUUUAGGUGUUUAAGUUCAGUUAAGUAAUAUUUUUAUUUAUUGUAAAAUUAUAAAACAUAUAAAAAUAAACUGAUGCUACUGU